This is a messenger RNA of Closterium sp. Naga37s-1, 3060 nucleotides long. The record is from the annotation of a GenBank genome assembly. Lineage: Eukaryota; Viridiplantae; Streptophyta; Zygnematophyceae; Desmidiales; Closteriaceae.
AUGACGCCAUUCCCGCUGUCCUCCGCACCUGCCGUUUUCGCUUACGAUACCCUCGCGGCUGCGACUGCUCCGGCUUCCGCUUUCAACUCCUCCGCCGACCUGCCUCAGCCGCAGCGGCCGCAGCAGCCGCAGCUACAGCAGCCGGAAUCGCGCCAUCAACCGCACGUCGCCACGCUCAUUGCGGCUUCCACUGCAACCAAUCCCGUUUCCGCCGCCUCCCCCGCUUCGAACAUCUCCGCCGACCCGCCGCAUCAACCGAAUCAGCCGCGGUCGCAGCACCCGCGUCAGUCGACGCAGCACCCGCAUCAGCCGCAGCCGCAGCAGCCGCUGUCGCGCCUCCAGGCACACGCCAUGCUCAUCGCCGCCGCCACAGGCCGCGUCGCGCUGCCCAAUCUUUCCGGCGCUCGUCCCGCCCCAACCCCUAGCGAGAAUGUUAGCAACGAUAAUUGCGUCGAAAACGGCUGCCUGACGAAUAGCAACGGCAAGACUGAUAUACGCGAUACUGUCAGCAUCGGUACUCGCAGGAGCGUGGCCUCAGCGUCGCACGGCAACUCCGACGCUCCGCCGGAGCCCGCGACGGCAGUGACGACAGCCGCGUGCGACGCGCCGGCUUAUAACAAAAUUGCUUUUAACGAAGCCGCGACGUCAGUUCGUGCGUGCCGUCCGCCGGCACAGCAACCGGUGGGGUCGGCAGCGUCCGGCAGCAGAGGCGCGAGCGGCACGAACGAACGGAGCGGCAACGGGGGUGGCGACACGAACGGGGGAAGCGGGGUGAAUGGCAGCUGCGGCGGUGGCUGCGGACUCGGCGGCGGAUACAGCGGCGGCUCGGGCGGCGCCUUUGACGGCGGCUUUGGCGGCGAUGGGUACAGCAGCGCGAAGGCAACGCAGGCAGUCCCUAUCAGCACAAAGUCUCCGCUUUCCUCGACGGAUCUUAGAACCGAAACGACCAAUAGCGGCGCCGCCCACCCUUGCCUGAGACCCUUCAACGUAGUAGCAGUAACGGCCAAUCCCUUAGUCCGCGGAAACUCGUUACUAGUCCAAGGAAACUCGUUAAUACGCGGUGGUGAGGUCAUAGCCCGAAAUGGCUCCGCAAAUCUGGGAGAUGCGAUAACCCGUCUCCUUUCCGACACCGUGGCGUCGCCUCCUGUGCCACCGCCUGUGCCGCCAGCUGCGCCGCCGCUGAUGCAGCAGCCCUUGAAACGAUCUUCUCCGCCCAUCCCAACGUUCUCCGCUCCGCCCUCCCGAACCAGCGGCGACCCUGCCGAGACUCUUCCCAAACCUCCUUCCGAACCUUCUUACGAGCCUCGUUCCUGGCCUUCCUUUCCCGAACCUCUCCGCCCGUCGCAUGCGAACCCUCUGCCCGCGUCCCCCCAGCCCUCGUGCGCGCAGAGCGCCGCCCCAUCCGCUUCCCCUUUACCCGCGGCUCUGGCCGCGCUUCUGGGCAUGACACGUGGCACGGAUCCGCUACAGUUCAUGGGAAUCGAACGGCGGCGGAAUGAUCUGCUACUAGCCGCGGCAUCGGCGCGCAGCACCUGCGGCGUCCCGUCGGUGAACUGCCCGUCGCAAAGCAAUCUCGUCUCGCAGAUCUCCUCCCAUCCGUCCGAUUCCCUCUCAUCUCAUCCGUUCAAUUCGCUCCCUGCUGCGCCAUCCGCGUCCUUUCCGUGUCUGCCGCGGCACGCAGCAGCGGGCGCAGGGGGGGUGUCAGGUGGCACAGGAGAAUUCACGUUUGGAUCGUUGGGUGCAGCAGGGUUAGGUGCGGUUGGGAACGAUGUGAUGAUGGGAGGACGGGAUGCGAUGGCAGCAGCAGUAGCAGCAGCAGCAGCAGCGGUGCAGGGGGUGUAUAGACAGGCUCUGCUGGACCGAUACAUGCAGGAGCAGCAGGCAAGCAGAUUGCACACUGCCAUGCCCACUGUUUCAGCCGCUGCUGCUGCUGCCGCUGGUGGUGCUGGUGCUGGUGCUGCUGCUGCUGCUGCUGCUGCUGCUGCUGGUGGCGUUUUUCCUGCCUGCGCUUCUGGCAGUGGCAGUGCAAGUGCAAGCUCCAGCGCUGCUGCUCGUGUGUGUGCUGGCAACAGUUCUGGGAACAGUGUUGCCAAUGCUGCUGGCAACGGUGCUGUCAAUGCUGCUGCCAGCAGUGCUGCCAGUGCACACGUUUUACGGCAGUUAAAGCGGCAGUUAUCAGCAGCAGGAGCAGCAGCAGCCGUUGCCCUUCAUGCUUCUGCUGCGCUGCCCCUACCUGAACGUGCUACUGCUGAUGCGUCUGGGUGUGAGAGUGCACCUCUGUGGGAUGGUGUGUCCGGGUGUGCCGGUGUGUCGCUGGGUCAGUGGGACUCGUGGGAGCAGCUGCAGCAGCCUGCAACUGUAGAGGAGCUCGUGCUGCAGCAGUGCAAUAAAAGCAAGAAAUUCUCACCUUCCGCCGACGAAGCUUCCGCCGCCCCCGCUUCUGUGCUGACCUUCCGCAACAUCUGCUACUCCGUCUCCGUCAAGCAGCGCAAGGGGGAGCCUUCCACCGCUGGCCCGCACUUCACGCGGCAGGACAGCACGCUCGCGAAUUUCGCCAGAUUGCCGCCUCAACCGGGUAUUCAAGAACCGCCGGUCUCUGCGGCGGCCGCGGUGCAAGCGGAUGGCGGUGCAACUGGCGGCGGCGGGAUCGCCAAUGGAUUCCGACGGAAGCGCGUUCGGCGGCAGAUUCUGACGGGCGUGAACGGCGAGGCGCGGUCGGGGGAGGUGACGGCGAUCAUGGGCGCAAGCGGAGGCGGAAAGACGACGCUGCUGAACAUCCUGGCGCAGCGGAUCUCGUCGGGGCGGCGGAGGGGAACGGUGAAGCUGGACGCCGCGGAGGUGUGCGCGGGGACAAUGCGGCGCGUGUCCGCGUACGUGAUGCAGGACGACGUGCUGUUUCCGUCGCUCACGGUGCGCGAGACCCUCAUGUCCGCCGCAGAGCUGCGCCUGGAGCCGCGAUUCUCGCGACGCGAGAAGGAGGAGAAGGUCGCGCGAUUGAUCGACAUGCUGGGGCUUGCGAAAGUGGAGAACUCGCCAAUCGGUGGAGAGACCAAGAGGUGA